Molecule: messenger RNA, 12881 nt
Organism: Podarcis lilfordi (Lilford's wall lizard)
Lineage: Eukaryota; Metazoa; Chordata; Lepidosauria; Squamata; Lacertidae
Source: the annotation of a GenBank genome assembly
AUGGUGUCAGGUGAGCAAAUGGCCUUCCUUUUUGGGACAGAGGAGGGCAGGAAUGGUCUUGGAGGGCAGCUAGUCAAAAGAUGCACAGAGCCAGAUGGCUGGAUCCGACCCAAGGUCCAUUUGGGCCACAGUCUGGAACACACCCCGCGACCAUGCCAUUUUGUGGGGUCUGAUGGAGGAAGCAGGGGGGGCUGGGGUGUCCCCUCACCUGUAGUAGGACUUGGAAUCCAGGAGAAAACUAUUGGAAUAGCCUUGUCAGGGGCUUAGGGAUGUGCUGGGGUUCCACAUCCCUUCCCUACGGGUGAGUAUUAGAUAAAACGAGAGCAGGGAGUGGAUCCCUCAGACUUGCCCCCUGCUGCCCGGGCCCUUUGCCCUCCACUCUGCGCUCUGCACUCUCAGAUGCGGAGGAGCCCUCCCCCCAUGAGGAACUGACAGCCUGACUUUUGCAUUUCAGCUGCUGGAGGAAGAUCAGCUGUACCUCCUGGAGGUCAUCCAGAACUGCCAGGCAGCUCGGCUCAGGGGGCUCCACACCCUGAAGUGCUCCAAGCAGGAGAUGGCCCAAGCCAUCAUGGUGAGUAAGCAGGAGAUGGCCCAAGCCAUUAUGGUGAGUAAUGGGUGGUGUGAGGGACCCCCAUGGGAAGGGAGGGGCUUUGUGAAAGGGCUUGUGCAUCUGCCAGAGAGGAGGACCCUUCUGGCUUAGGGCAGGGGUUGCCAAUCCCCUGGCGUUUGGGGUCGAAGCCGUCCUCCGUAGACCCCUGGAAGGAGCUGACUUUCCUCCUCUGCUCUCUUCCAGGACAUCUUUGGCCACUUGGAGCGCUUCAGGGAUCGCCCCCUGAGCCUGGCCCUGGCCUUGGAGGCCCUCCUCUAGCUGAGGUGAGUGGGGUCUUUGGAGUGGGUGGGGUUGCGGGGUGGGGGGCAGAACUCCAGGGGGAGCUCUGGGUGGGCAAGAGCAGGCAGGAGGGAGAAAGGGGCAAGGGAGACUUGGAGGAGGCAGCGUCUUACUGCUUCCCUUUCUCUCUCCAGCUUCAUGAGACCCCAUUUCAGCUGCGAUAUGAUCAGUGCUAUCCUGCAUAUGACAAUGGAGGCUGUUCUUGGGGGUGCAGAAAAGGAGGAGGUCAAAGUUGUGUGUCCUCUGCUUUGACAUCCCUUUGCACAGCUCUUUCUUCUUCUCACACCCUUGCAAGAUUUAACCCAGCACUCAACCUCUCUUCUCUCUUUUCCCACAGGAACUGAAGCAGCACUUCCAGAGACUGCUGGGGGGUCUCCUUCUGGAAGCCCCCAUUGCUGGCAUCCUCCUCCAGCUGCUCACUGUAAGUAUCCUGAUGGCAUCAGGGGUGGUUUUAGGGUUGCCCCCCGUCCCUUAUCCAACGGAUUGUCCUAUUUCUGGGGCAUGGAGUCCCCUGUCCCGUUUGGCCCCCAAUUUGGCCCAAGACCAAAACUGGCAACCCUCAUGAUUUGGGAGUGCCAGGGAUUCUGUGAUGGGGGCAGCAGAGGGCCACUUUGGCCCAGACUGGUCCCUGACUCUGAGGCACUCUUUCCUCCCGCAGGACCUCCCAUAUUAUGCCCUUUGGGGAAGUGAGGAGGGAAGGAAGCUAGCAGCUAGCAGCCUUUCUCUACUGUUGGCCGUUUCACAAAGAUUCCCCCACCUCAGAGUAAGUAUCUUGGCUUCUUGUAUCCCAUAUUAUGCCCUUUGGGGAUGUGAGGAGGAAAGGAAACUAGCAGCUAGCAGCAUUUCUCUACUGUUGGCCGUUUCACAAAGAUUCCCCCACCUCAGAGUAAGUAUCUUGCCUUCUUGUAUUCAUUUCUUUGGUUACUUCUAUCCCCCCAAGAGCACACUCCCCAGUGACUUUUAAUGCAGAAGAUGCAGUGUUCACCCUGAUGGCACCCUGGGUGCCAGGAUGAGGCCAGAGGCUUCUUCUGCCCCCUUUCCUGGUGUUGUCCUUCCACCUCUUCCCAGGAGGCUGCAGGGCCCAGGGAAGUCCUCUGGGGCAAGGGAUUGGGGCCCAAGCCAUAGGGAGACCUGUCCUGCCUGGCAUGGGGCUGCUUCUAUGCUCUCUUGCACCCAUCCAUGGUGGGGUUCGUAGUGUCAUCUGACCCAGAUUCUUUUUCCUUUGCCGAAGACAGUAAUUCAGCCAGACCUAGCCUGCUUCCGGCAAAAUCUGAAAGAAGGUAAGCCCCACACCUUAGGGACAGCGAACUCCCUUGUCCCAUGUUUGCCCAAGACACACAUCCCAGGUCUCCUGGGAGUCCUGCAGGACCUGCUCCCUGCCUGGCAGGCCUUUCCCACCUGGUCUGGGAGGGCAGCGCCCAGACUGACUCCAGCUACAAAAAGUGGAGAGGGCUGAACAGAUUUUGGGUUGGGGUCUUUUUGAGGGGUGGUUCCUGUUUCCUUUGCCCUCCAUGGCCUCUCUGCUCAGCAGUCUCCCUGCCUGAGCUGACGGAGCUGGUCUUACAGGCGGAAUUGAGGACUCCCCGACUGCUGGUGCUGGCAGACUUUGAAAUCUGUGCCAAGGCAGCUGGCUCUGGGGUGGCUCAGGACUUCCUGGCUGCCAUGAUGACCAACAGGAUACCGCCCCAAGGCAGGUGGCCGGCCACACUGGGCAGGAGAAGGGUGAUUAAAAGUGGGGGACCUUGACCCUGAGAAAUAGGUGAAGUAUCUGGAAAUAUGGUUAACAGCGAAAAACUCCAAUAUAUUUCAAGAUAAUUAUGUAAAGACAUGGAAAGAUAUAAGAAUAAAUCUUGAGUUAUGGGGAAGAAUGAAACUCUCUCUAAUGGGAAUAAUUUUGGUUAUAAAAAUUAAUAUUUUGCCUAAUUUUAUUUCAAACCACUCCAAUAGUAGGCAGAGCAAGAUGUUUCAAAGAAUAGCAAAAAUAUAUUUCUAGGUUUGUCUGGAAAGGGAAGAAACCGAUAAUUAAAUAUACAAUUUUAAUAGAUAUAACAUAAAGAGGUGGAAUUUAAUUGCCAGAUGUAUGGUUGUAUGAUGAGGCGGCUUAUCUCCCCUUCUCCCCCAAACUGUGCUGCAGUGACUCAGAUCAGAGUCCAGCUUGGCACCCACCCUCUGGAGCAGGGAAAACAAGCUUGCUCCAUCUUCCACGUGACAGCCCUUGAGAUAUUUGAACUUGGUUAUCUUAUCUCCUCUCAGUCUCUUCUUAUCCAGGCUAGAUAUACCCAAUUUCCUCAACUGUUCCUCAUAAGACUUGGUUUCCAGACCCUUGAUCAUCUUGGUUGCCCUCCUCUGCAACCAUACACAGAUACAUUUACCUUAUUUUUGAGUGAUCAAAUUGUGCUUCCAAACUGAUAGUCUGGGACCACUCAAGCUCAGUUCAAGGAGGAAUCAUAUUGACAAUAAAGGGAGAAAACAGGGUUCAGAAUAGCAUAAUGAAAAUAAUUAAUGUUUAUCCAUUAUUUUAGGGGAAAGAACUUCACAUACACUUAUCAUGCCAAGGAUCCAUGCACAUUUUGUUUUUCUAAAAUGACAUUUUCUACAGUGAAGAUAAUAAUGGCAGAUUUCAAAUUUUAAGUGUGGUAUUGCAAUCUGUUAUUUUGAAUAACAUUGCCAAGAAGAUCUGCCUAUGCCUUUUCUAAUUAUUGGUGAUUUGAUGAAUUACUAAUAGGGCAAUCCUAUCAUUUUACUAGAAAGGGGUGACCAGGACAUUUAUUUAUUUGCUACAUUUAAGUACCACCCUUUCUGUAAAACAAGUCAAGGUGGUUUACAUUUUAUAAUAACAAAGGUAAAAUCAAAGUCCCCUGAUUCAAAAGUAAAAGAAGUAAAUUUAGGUACUGACACUUUCAUAUGGUCACAUCAUGACCCAGUGUGGAGUGGUCACUGCAGGAGAGAUGUGGAGCCAGUAGAUGGGACAUACUGUCUCUUUCUGAUUUUUUAAAACCUUUAAAUAUUAUAAAAUGUGUAAUAAAGAGGGAAAAAAGUUCAUCAAAUACAAUAUUUGUAAGCAGUGCUUUGUUUUUGUUUUUUGGCAAAAAUAAUAAUGAGGUGCUGAUACUCAUACAUUGAUUAAAAAAUAUGCUGCGUUUAGAGUAAUAAUUCCACCAGAGUUCAUUCUCACAACUAUUUUCAGCCAGACAAGGAUGAGGAGUCCUCACAAACACUGUGAUUUACAAGUAUCUUUUUUAAAAGUAUCCUAAAACAUCUGGCCAUUAUGUUCCUGAAACAGUUUAAAGAUGUUUUGAAUUAGUAUUGUAUUUAUGCCAGUUUUGGCCUAUUCCUGGCAACUGUAAAUUGCUGAGUUUAAGUAUGCCAGUUUGAAGGGCCUAUGGUUAGCAGCCAGUCUUUAUAAUUUAUGUAAUAUUCCCUUCAAAACAACAGAAGGGUGACCUCAUCCAUUGUGAAUCAGCCAAAUGUGAGUUGUAAGGCAGAGGCUAUUCAACAGGGAAUAUCUUCACUACAUAAACAGUUAAAUCAUUCAGAAAGGAUAAGAAAAUACUGUAGUUCACUUCUGACAGAAACAUGUCCAGUUGUCAUAAUUAAACAGGGGGGUGGCAUUUGAGUAAUUUUAAUCAAUAAAUUAAAAAUUGCAGCAGCUUCAACUUUUAAUCAACUUAAUCCAAAGAUUAAUCCAUAGAUCAAUCAACUAAAGCAUUAUAAACAUUGAUUUAUGAAAAGCUAUAUGAACACUUGUUUAUGUGUAAUGAAUUGGUUACUUGAACUGAUAUUUUCCUUGCAUUUAAGAAUUACACUCAUUGCACUUAAGAAUCAGCUUUCUGGAUCAGAGCAAAGAUAAUCCUUUUUCCAGUAGUGGCCAACUAUUUCCUGCUAUGUGCCACCAGCAUCUAAUAGCAAUGUGAAUUGCCUUUGAACAUAGAGGUUUAAUUAUUAGCUAUUGUACAUGAUAGCCUCUAAUAGACCAGUGGUGGUGUGUGUAUAUGUGUCACAACAGAGGGGAGGGGAAAGGAAGAAGCAAGAGUCGCAUACAGCAGAGAGAGGGGAUAGCUAGCCCCUUUAAAUCUAAGACUAAACAUUGAUUUUAUUCUAAAAACAACAAUUCAGCUAUUAUUUUGUUGCACUUUUUUAUAUAAGAUGGAACAGAAAUUAUUGUGUCUGCGUUAGUAUUCCAAUGAAGAGAGGCUGUGAUAAAGAAUGUGACUGCUGGCCUCCUGACUCCACAAUGAUGCUGCCAAUGAUGUAUUGGGAGCUGACUCCGAUUGCACCAUUUUCGAAAUAGCCUCAGAUGGCACGAAGAAAGCAGACAGAAAGGCAAUUCACAAUGUGGGCAUAAUGUUGCUACUUUCCCAGGGAGCUAGGUUAUAUCUUUGCAUUGCAGAAUGAUUCCAGGUGAGUACACAUUUUUCCUUCAUUUUAUUCAGAACAAGGCAGUGACUACACAUAGAUCUGCAUUUGUUAAUUAAAAAAAACUUGAACCUCUUUCUCAUUUUAUCUCUCUCAUUUUUUUGAUGGGGCGACGUGUCUAUCUGCAGGAUUUGAGAACCUCAUGCAAGAUGUGCUGUGGUGCUUCAGUCAAGUGAAAGGAACUAUUGACACAGGGGUCACAGAAGGUGGGUUUACUUUUCCUUUUGUUCUUGAAAUGAAAAGGAACUUGUUUUCUUGCACUAACUGCUUAGUCAAUGAUGACUUUGUUCCAGCUCUUCUUGUGGUGAUAACUUAUGCUGCAAACAGGUAGCAAUGAUGUGUCUUUUUUUAAAGGUAUGUUUUAAGGAGGCCUUAAUUAACUGUCACUAAAAUGGGAGCAUGAACCUUUCUGCAAAUGCAGAAAUCCUUCUCCUCACAUUCUUUUUUUUUUUUUUGAGGGGGGUAAUUUUCUUCUUUUUCUUCAUGUUGACUAUAUUAGCAUAUUAACUACUGCACUGUAUACAAUUUAUUGCAUUUCUUAUCAUAAGAUAUGGAAAAGAGAGAGUACUAAAAAGUGAUCAGGAAUGAUGGGCAUUGCAGCACUCAAUGAUCUAUUUGUUCCUAGUAGUUCUGGGACAUGUUACAGUCAAAUCAUGUCCCUCUCUCCUUCUGUCUACUCACAAUAAAAGCGGAAUAUGCCGCCUGCCGUUUUGGGAACAAACUUGAAGGGAUAACUGUUCUGGUCUUUGCACCCCGCCCUUUAAACAACUGAUGAAAUAUAUGCUCCUGAAAUGGAGAAAGUUUCUACCAGCCAGAUCCCACAUGGGUAUAGAUUCCAGAUGAUUUGCAGGGCAAGGGAGGCUUUCCUUCACAAUACACUCAGAAGUGGAAGUUGUUUUUUUUCCAGAACCAACUCUUUCUUGCAUUAACUCUUUCUACCUCAACCUGUCUCCUAAUCUGUUUCCCUACCUAUCUCCCAACCUCUAUUCCAACCCACUUCAACCAACCCUCUCUCAAAUCCUCUCAUUUUAAACUCUCCUUCCUGGAACCAUAGCCAAUCAGAGGCUGCCAUUUAUUAACCAUUUGCUGGCAGCGAAAGAAGGGGGGGGACACUUGUUAAUCCAACCAGCCCAGCAAAAACAACUUUUCCGUCACAUGUCUCACCCCUCAUUGCAUAAGCGAGGUUGCAUACACCAGCCUCCACGCAGCAAUGGGCAGGAACUAAAAAACACUUUGGGGGUUUGUUUCAAUUUUCAAAUACACUUUAAACCACAUUACAAACUUUUGCAUCUCAAAUAAACAUAUAUCCUGGCACCACCUGUUUGUCCCUUUAUCUAUCUAAAGGUUUUGUGACAGGGCAUCUGCAAUUGCCUUAUCCUUCCCUCUGCCCUGUUCAUAAUAAGGUUUAAGCAUGUUUACUUGGAAAACUUCACAAUGUCCACCUUCCAAGUUUAAACCAACCACAUAGUCUACAUUGGGGAGUCUACCAACGACAUGGAAGGCUUUGACUUUGUUCUGCGGUCAGACCAAAGCGCACUUUCAUUCUCUCUUUAAAUGUGAGGUAAUCAGAGGUUUCAUCCUCUCUGAGAUCCGAGUAUAUUUCACUCAAAAUUCCACAUAUCUGAGGGUGCAAGUACAGCAUCCAGUUUCCCUCAGGAAUGUUUAAGUCUUUACAAGUCCGUUCAAAACUAAAUAGGAAUGCCUGCACACCAUCACCUUUUACAUACUUUGGAAACCUCUUUAUAUUAGCUGAGGAAAAAUCCCCACCCCCAACAUGGGUUGCGGCAGUUCUGCUCUCAGCUUAAUUUCCUCCAUUUUUAAAAGAAACAUAUCUUUUUCAAGGGCCAUCUUGGCCUCUCUUUCUCUGUAUUCCUGGGCUAAUCUGGCAUCUCUUUCUUUCUCUUUUUCCUCAUGAGCUAGUCUGCUCUCUCUCUCUGCCAUAUCUCUCUCAGUCUGUUUCUGUGCUAGCUGAAUGUCAGCUGUCUUUUGUUUUUCUUUCUCUGCUUCAACUUUAGCCCUUAGUCUCAUCAUCUCUAAUUCAGUACUGUAUUAGGAUUUUCCUCAGAUGCAGCAGCUCCCAGCACUGGGUCAUCCUGAGUCUCUUUGGCUUGGUGCUUGCUGGUUAUUUUCUGACAGAAUUUUUUUCUCCUUUUAAUAAAAUAACUUCACUACUUUAUUGUUAUGUAUUGGGUUUAACACAUUUUAGGUUACAAGGCGUGUUCUAACCAAUCGUAUAAGCGUUGGUAGAUGAACAUUCUAAUGGCAAGCAAGCGCAUGCACUUUCAACUGUCAACAGUCAGUUCAUGCUCAACAUUAUUAUUGUGUCGUCCAGUCAGUUCGAUUCUUGUUUUCCUAUGAGUGAGCUGUUGUCACUCCCAAAUGUUGAAUAAACGUAGUUGAGGAACUUAUACUGCCUUGGGCUUCUGACUUUUCCCAAAUAUUUAACAUUUAUUAAACUGGUUGUUCUAUAUCUCUGGGUAUGUUUCUGUGUGGGUUUUAACUUCGGAUCAUGGCGCUGCCACCAAUUAAUAUGCGACUACACUUUUCUCUCUCAUGCUGUUGGGCCCGCUCUCAUUUAGAUAAAUUGCCCCCACCUCACUGAACAGCACUUUAUCCGAAGGUUUAUUUUCCUUUCCUCUUAAAAUUCUAGCCCAGAGUAUCCUGUGGGGGAACUUUGUGAGGGAAUAUUUAGUCAGUUGGAGUCUCAGCCAGGUUUUCUUUAAAUAAACAAAAAAGAUUUAUUUAAGGCAAGAUAGUAUAUAACACAAAUGGCUUGAACUUAGGUUAUUUCAGGCAUACAAUACGAUUAUACUUUGAUUUGUUGUCGGUUGCAUUUGCGUUAUAGGUUUGGUUCCUUUAUACGGUGAUACUUUCUUUCAGUUAUACACACCCUUUAACAAUCCUGCUCCUGAGGUACCUUAAGCAAUAGACCAAAGGGCUCUCCACACCCCCUCCCUUCACUGGGUUUGGGAGAUUCUUCUUUUCCUCAGAAGAAUCUCUCCCCUCCAGACUAGAUUUGAGUCCCAAGUAGGUUGUUCCUUUCCAGCUCCUACUUCCUGGCUCAGCCUCUGCUUCCCAGUAAAAUUCUGGUCUAUUCCUCCUACAGGACCCCACACUCUGUCCUUCACAAUACACUCAGAGUGGAAGUUGGUUUUUUCCAGAACCAACUCUUUCUACCUCAACUUGUCUCCCUACCUAUCUCCCAUCCUCAAUUCCAACCCACUUCAACCAACCCUCUCAACCAACCAACCAACCAACCAACUCUCAAAUCCUCUCCUUUUAAACUCUCCCUCCUGGAACCACAGCCAAUCAGAGGCUGCCGUUCAUUAACCAUUUGUUGGCAGGGAAAGAAAGAAAGAAAGAAAGAAAGAAAGAAAGAAAGAACACUUGUUGAUCCAACCGGUCCAGCAAAACCAACUUUUUUGUCACAAUGGCCCUUCUCAUCUCCUCUGUUGCAGUCCUAAAGUGGUGAGAGCUAGAAGUUGAAAUGAGGUUUCUCUUACUGCUGGCUUGCUGGAGUUUGAGGAAGGCCACCUUUUUUGCCACACAGUUUCUACUUGCAUUACGGAGGACAAGAAUGUUAAUCAAUGUAUAUCAUUUACCACAGGCUAUACAUCUCUAUUAAUUUUGGGUGGAAUUCAACAUUGCUGUAAGGCCAUUUUUCCAUCAGCACAGGCAUUUCUGCUUGCCCGACUUAAUAAUCUUCCUCUGUGUGCUGUUCUGGGGGUUCUUCCAAUCCCCAAGAGCUGACUUGAAGGGUGCAGGGGGGAGGAGACAGGGGGAGCUCUAUUGCACUAUGGGAACUCAUUGUACUUGUUACUGCUAGCACACCUAUUCAGCGCUCCAUGACAUGUUUGGACAACUGGGGCACAAAUAAAACUAUUAUAAGUAAGACUAGGUAUGCACCUUCUAGAGUACUGGGGAUCCAAGCCAGAGGUAUUUGACCCUACUGUAUUCCCCUGCUGCUGUUUUGUGUUUUCCACUGGAUGUCUUUGAUUUCCUACUUUCAGUUUCCAGGGUGGAGGGGAGGCCUCACUCUGCACAUUUGCUAUGAGGGAUUAGUCCUUCCCCCAAUUUCACCCACAGCUCAGAGAAUCCUGGGAUGAUUUCAUGUUGUUUGAGCCAUUGCAUUUCUAUUGUCCUAAUAUUGGGCACAUGAGGCAAGUCAGCACCAUGGAAAGUUCCAAAUGCUAUAAAGGGGCAAGCCCCUGGCUUGGAAACUGAGCACUUCUUUCUGACAAAUCCUUCCAGGCAUGUUGCCUACAUUGAUGGGUUGGCAUGAAGAUGCAAGUUCUUUGAGUGAAGGGGAUUAAUUCCUCAGGCAGGGCAGGAUCCGAAGGUAGGGACUCAGGCCUGUUUGGUCCAGAUGCUAGCAUUAGAUUUUUCCUCCCAUGCUGCUGCUCUGAAGGAUCCGGCCACACCUCCAUUGGAGUCAGAUCCUAGCCUGCUUUCUCAAAAUGGGGUCCCAUUCUGCUUAGGGUUCAAAAGCUCUCUGAAGAUACCAAACUUCCACUAUUCCAACAGUUGCAUGGGGUCCUUUGUUCCACAACUUUUAAACUCUGCCAUCUGCUAGUGUAAGGGCUCUUGUGUUAGCAGACAACCCUUCAUUUUUUAGUGAUUUCUGGAUGCUAUUGUAUACUGUAUAUGUAUACAACUUUGUAACAUAUUACUGACAGCUGGGAAUCAAGCCUUUAAAAUCUUGGAUACCUUGGAUAUCUGACUCUACAAUAUCAUUGGAUUUGGCUGUGAGCCCAACUUCAUUGGCUUCUUUUUUAUGCUGCUUGCUAAUUGCUUUCACAGUUUGCACUCUGCCGUUUGCAUAGAGAGUAAAGUGCUAUUAGUUAAUGCAACCUAAAAUUUCAGCCUAAAUAAUUAAGUAAGAGCCAGCUACCAUGAGACUAUGGCUAUUUUUGUGAAUAUGAUUUUAAAGUAGAGUGAAUUUACUCCAAGGGAAAACUAAACCACCAAUUAUAUAUACUGUAGCUUGGGGUGGAGGGAGAGGACAGGCAAUGUUUAGGGGAGCAGAUUUAAAUCCAUAAAUGUGUUCUAGGGUAGACCAAAAACCAUGGGUGUAGCCAAGGGGGGCAGGGGGCAGCUGCACCCCUAAAUCAAGUAAAUCAAUAAAAAUACUUGACUGAGGUUCUCCCCCCAACAAAAAAACCCCCAUAAAUCCUGGCUACGCCCAUGCCACCCCACCCCCCCAUAUAUUUCAGGUUAAAGCUAAACCCAAACCAUUUCAGUAUUGAUCUGGAACAAUUAUUGAGAUCCUGUGUCUUGGAAACCAACCCUUUAUCUAUUUAUUUAUUUUUAUUUAUUCAUAUUACUCUUGAAGACAAAUGUACAUAUUUUUCGUUAUGCUUUCUUUCAAUACUACUUCCUCUUCUAAUCCAGUUUCCAAAGAGAUAUUUCAAGCAAUUUCCCCAAAACAAUGGCAUAAACAAUGUCUUAGGGAAGUCCUUCUUAGCACUUUCCAUUUAUCAAAUAUAGUAGGUAAUUUCAAAGCUGACAGUGCUAAACAAACGAGAUUCAAGCAGUGAUAAUUUCCUUGAAUUGAUAUUACACAUUUAUUUGUCAGGAAAGCUGGAGGCAAUGCUCUGAGUAGUACUAAAAAAGGAAAAAGAGAUUGAAUGAAUAUAAUUUCAUAUCCAGGUGUAUAUAAAAUAUUUAAGAUAAUCUGUGUGAAGUACUAAGUGCCAAUUCAAGAUGCAUUAAUACUUGGUUUAUUGCAUACUUGUUCUUUCAAUCACAUUUCUACUUAUGCACGCGGCUGCUAAGCACAUUCCUGUUUGUGUCAAGAAAACCCAGAAGAUGUUCAACCAGCAUGUCCUGGAUCUGCACUGUAGAAUUCAAGAGGGUGAUAAGUUCCUUAGGGUCAAACUAGAUGCAAUAUUAACUGUAUGUAAGCAAUUAGCAUGCAUGGUUCUGAAAUUUUAAAUUUCUGCAAUUAGAAAGGAGAAGCAGGUUUGCAACUAUGGCACAUUGUGAUGGGAAUAGCCUCCCCUCACCCCAACAUCACCCCCAAAGCCAUUAGAACCAGGAAGAGAAGUCCCAUGGGCAUAUUGAUCUUUCUGAGCAAAUACCAGGGAUAAACCAAUGUAAUUGCGAUAAAAUCCUUUCUAGAAUAUCUUUAAAACAAUCUAGUGCGGUGGCUUAGAAUGUCAGCCUUCGACACCAUGGAGUCAUUCAGUCAUUCCCUUGCCUCAACCUCCUUAGGUAGCAAGUAACAAACUUUCAGCUUCCACUGUCUCAUAUGUACUAUGGAAGUAAUAUCACUGACUCACCUGGGUGUGAAGAUUAUUUAAGAAAAUACAGUCGUACCUUGGAAGUUAAACACCUUGCGACUCAAACGUUCUGGCUCCCGAAUGCCGCAAACCCGGAAGUGAGUGUUCCGGUUUGCAAACGUUCUUUGGAAGUGGAGCUUCCUGCAGCCAAUCGAAAGCCGUGCCUUGGUUUCCAAAUGUUUUGGAAGUUGAACGGACUUCUGGAACAGAUUCUGUUCGACUUCCGAGCUACAACUGUAUAUGCAAAACUUUGGAUGUGAGAAAGGCACUAUAUAGAGGUUAAAUAUUUCCCCCCCCCCCCCGUGCUCUUAUUUCUUCUAUGCUGUGUAAAGUACAUUAGCACAAAACUGUGAUGCUAAAAGUAAUUGAAACUGCAAUCCCUAUGUACAUUUCUGCAUAGACAAGGUGGAGGCUGGUUAUAACAUUUGACGAAAGUCUACUGUAGACCCUUGAUUUUAAGUUUCUUCCCUCUCCUGAAGCCCAACCCUAUUCAUGUUACCUGGAAGGUAAGUAUCACCGGUUCCAAGGGAACAAGUCACACAGGACUUAAUUUCGAGCACGCAUGGCUAGAUAUGCACCGUUCAUUAGCUGUCCUGUGACACUUUCCUAGGAGUAAACCUCAUGAAAUACAGUAGGGCUUCUGAGUAAACGUACAGGGGCUCGCGCUGCACAGCUGCAGUCCUCUGUGCCCUAACUUGGAAACAGGCCCUACUUUAAAUCCAUGAGCUCAGAUUCUCCAGUUAGUUCCUUCCCGAAAAUCUAAACAACUUCUACCGGUAGCCAUGUUGUGCUAUGAGCCAUUCCAGCACCACCACCCCAAAAUAUAAGGGGAGCGGUGGGAAGGGCGGGCAGCUCCUUCUCGACCAGCCAAGCACCUUUAAACGUGCGGAGGAAUUUCCCUUUCUGUAACAGGUUCCCCCCCCCCUUCCCCUGCGGAGGAAACGUCUUUUGAUGCCCAGGGCUCUCCGCAGAGUCCGGGACACGAUCCCGCGCCCUGCUGAGCAGAGCGAGGCGCUCUCCGGUCGCCUCGCGCGUGUGUUUACAGGCGGGAGGGUCUUAGUCAGCAAAUCCUGCUCCGAUGCGCUGCAGCCAAUGAGGAGCCUCGUUCGGAGUCGGCCCGCUCGCCGGGGGGCUCCGGAGUUGGCGCUGCUGGGCGCGGGCAGAAAUGCGAGGCGGCUCUCGCGGGCGCUGAUGGCAAAAUGGGGUCGGGCCGCCGCCGCCGAGGCGCUUUCGCUCCCGCCGCCCUGCAGCUCUGCCGGGAGGGCUGCCGCGCUGCGCCGUCGUCCACCAUGUAG